Messenger RNA from Penicilliopsis zonata CBS 506.65, 1545 nucleotides. RefSeq lists its product as hypothetical. The transcript has 5 exons. The record is from RefSeq and is a predicted model, not a curated record. Lineage: Eukaryota; Fungi; Ascomycota; Eurotiomycetes; Eurotiales; Aspergillaceae. The coding region runs from base 227 to 1402 and encodes 391 amino acids.
AUCUGCUCCGCCCACGUCAUGCAUGAAUUGCUUGACUUGAUCCCGGGUGGUUGUUCUUUUUGAUAGUAUAGUAUGCAGUCGGCGUGGACCAGCGCGGUUACCAUCAUCAUUCACAACCACCACGCAGACACUCGCUUGAUGUGAAGGAGGAACGGGUGCAUACUUGCGAGCCCAACCACCAAAGACUGACUCAGACAAACGCCAGACGCAGUCGUUGAAACUGGAGAUGUUCGAGCUUCAGCCGUUGCUGCUUUCUCGAGGUCAAGCGCAGGAAUGGACGUCAAACGGAGGUGCGCGGGGCUUGGCCAUCAGCAUCGUCUUCACCAUCUUGGCAACAAUUUUCGUUUGCGCUCGGCUAUACACUCGAGUCAGUAUCAUGAAACGCAUGGAGGCCAAUGACUGCAUGAUCUUGUUCGCGUUGGCCAACUCUUUUAUCUUCAUGGGCUUCUUCAUCGUCGAAGCAAUAAGCGGAAUGGGCAUGCAUGAAGCGGAAAUCCCACCACAUAUCCUGACGAGGCAAAUGAAGGCUUUCUGGAUCACAAUCCCUUUCUACAACGCCGCGUUGGUCUCUGCGAAAGCCUCGAUCCUCAUGCAGUAUUUCCGGGUGUUCCCAACCAAGCGAAUGCGCGUUAUCUGCUGGAUCAUGCUCACCUUCGUCGCCCUCUUUGGACUAUGGGCAGUCCUCAGUGCGUUCCUCAAUUGCAUUCCUGUCGCCAAGUUCUGGAAUCCCACCAUCCCGGGCUAUUGUCUGGACAAGGAGGCCUUGUGGUUCUCUAACGCCGGCUUGCAUAUCACAACCGACCUCAUCAUACUGGCCAUACCUAUCCCGGCGUUGCUUUCCCUCGACCUCCCGCGGAGACAAAAGAUGGCCCUAUUUGGCAUCUUUGCCUUGGGUGGAUUUGUUUGCAUCACAAGUGUUAUCCGACUGCUUGCCUUGAAGAAGAUUUCCGGCUCCACAGAUCCCACCUACGACAAUGUCGGUGCCGCGAUAUGGUCUGCCAUUGAAUGCAACACGGGCAUCAUCUGUGCCUGUCUCCCCACCCUGCGGCCUCUCAUCUCGCAUUUCCUGCCUCACAUCCUGUCCACCUUCAGUAAUGGCUCGCGCAGCGAGGGCACCGUCCCGCUCUCUCAAGAGCGGGCGCCGACGUACUGGAACGGCAUGGCUACCAUCUCGUCGACGAUCGGCGCACCGUGCGACGAGGUCGAAUACGACGACGAUGAAGCAGACGUUGCAGGUGGGAUUCCCCUCGGCCCAACAGGCGGCUCCAAGAUGGCAUCCUUCAAGGAGUCCCUAAGGGGAUCCCGGAGACGAGGAAGAGAGUCAAAGGCUACUGCUUCUUCUUCGUCUGCUUCUUCAUCAUUACCCCCUUCGCCGUCCAAGCAGGACUGCGACCAGGUGUGAGAAGAAAUCCACCUCAAUUCCUUAUUAAUUUUCUGAUGACCACUUAUUAACUCCCAUUCGUCAUAUGUAUUUUCUUCGUGGAGAACCUUUCUAUUCAUGUGAUAUAAAAACAGAACAGCUUGGUCCACCGGGCUGAAACUUUA